AUGAAGAUUAUGAAGGUAAUAUUCUUCAUCAUAGCCAUAGCCAUGGCCGCCGCCAUCACCAUCACCUUCACAGGUGAUAACAAUGAAGAAACAUUAAUGAUGACUACAGAGACACCGUAUGUGAAACCACUUCCGAAAAGGGUAAGUCGUUUUCUAGCUGAGAAGAUCGAUAAUCCUCGAGCUGCAGACCACUGCAAGAAAGACGAUGAGAUUUGUUACAUCUUAGAAGGUAAAAACUCGACUUGUUGCAGCAACAAGUGUAUGGAUUUGAGCGAGGAUAAGCACAACUGUGGAGCAUGCAAGAACAAGUGCAAGUUUACGAGCUCCUGUUGUGGAGGGGAGUGUGUGAAUUUGGCUUAUGACAAGCGGCAUUGUGGGUCGUGUGGCAACAAGUGUAUGCCUGGUGGUUAUUGCAUUUACGGGCUUUGCAAUUACGCCUAA
Messenger RNA from Lactuca saligna, 441 nucleotides. The record is from the annotation of a GenBank genome assembly. Lineage: Eukaryota; Viridiplantae; Streptophyta; Magnoliopsida; Asterales; Asteraceae.